UGAAUUCAAAGUUGCCCUUUAAUGGCAGAAUUGUAGGUAUCAAAAUUCAAGAUGGAUAUAAUAACCCAACUGCAAGAACAGGUGAAUACAAUUGCAGGUCUUGCCUUCAACACCUUUGGGAUGCUUCAAAGGGAUGCUUUUCCAGUUAGGUUGUCUCCUAAUUAUCCAGAACCUCCUACUACUCCUUCUAGUGCUGCAGAGGAUGCAGCUAGUCCUGCUGAGGAACCAAAGCUCGUGAGUGCUGCUCUUGUCAACGCUGCCAAGCAGUUUGAUCUGUUGGUAGCUGCCCUUCCGUUAGCUGAGGGAGGUGAAGAAGCUCAGCUGAAAAGAAUUGCAGAACUUCAGGCUGAAAAUGAUGCUGUAGACCAAGAACUACAAAAACAACUGGAAGCUGCAGAAAAGGAAUUAAAGCAGGUGCAGGAGUUGUUCAGGCAAGCAACAGACAACUGCUUGAACUUAAAGAAACCAGAUUGAAGGCUAGGCAAAUUUUCAGCAUAAUUGUGAUGAGCAUUUUGUAGUACUAAUCUGUUUGGUAGCAUUUGCACUCUGUUCCAAGAAAUUUUUUUUUUUUUGCCAUUAGCAAAUCCAUUCCUCAUAUCUAUCUGAAUUGGGUUUAGUAUGUUUUAAAGUACGAGGAGAA
Messenger RNA from Coffea eugenioides, 640 nucleotides. RefSeq names its product mediator of RNA polymerase II transcription subunit 21-like. The transcript has a single exon. The coding region runs from base 52 to 474 and encodes 140 amino acids. Gene Ontology annotation, cellular component: mediator complex. NCBI's taxonomy places the organism in Eukaryota, Viridiplantae, Streptophyta, Magnoliopsida, Gentianales, Rubiaceae. Gene Ontology annotation, biological process: regulation of transcription by RNA polymerase II. Gene Ontology annotation, molecular function: transcription coregulator activity. The record is from RefSeq and is a predicted model, not a curated record.